This is a messenger RNA of Oryzias melastigma (Indian medaka), 1907 nucleotides long. RefSeq names its product WAP four-disulfide core domain 1 (gene wfdc1). The transcript is spliced from 6 exons. Lineage: Eukaryota; Metazoa; Chordata; Actinopteri; Beloniformes; Adrianichthyidae. Gene Ontology annotation, cellular component: extracellular region. The coding region runs from base 305 to 928 and encodes 207 amino acids. Gene Ontology annotation, molecular function: peptidase inhibitor activity. The record is from RefSeq and is a predicted model, not a curated record. Gene Ontology annotation, biological process: regulation of cell growth.
GAUGUGCUCAGAAACAAGCAGAGUUCAAAGGGGGGGUCUCACCCUCUCUGCCCUCUCCAACACCCCUCCACUCCCUCCUCUUUCCCAUGUACCAGCAGACAGCUGCCGGACUGCCUCCAUUCAUCUCCUCCGGACUUUCCCUUCCUCCUCUCCUGCGCUCCGACAUUAUCCCUCAGCCGGAUAUCAAGGCAGGUCCUGUCGGGGCAGGAGAGAGGCUUGUGUAAUCACAGCCUCCAUGCUUUAGAGGAAGACAGGAGAAGAAGAAAACCAUAACCUCAGGAGUGGAGUCUGGGUGACGGAGACCAUGCCGGGCUCGGUGGUGCUGCUGCUGUCCCUGCUGGUGCUCUCCGCCGGCAGUCAUGCCAGAAGAAUCAGGAAAAGAGGGCUCAGCCAGAAGGACUACGAGUACCCGGGUCACCCCCAGUCCACGCAGCACCAGAAGAACGACCGCUGUCCGCCUCCGCCGCAGAUGCUCCCAGAGCGGGCCUGCGAGGUUCCCGGCUGCCGCUCCGACUCCGAGUGCGAGCGCCACAAACGCUGCUGCUACAACGGCUGCAUCUACGCCUGCCUGGAGUCGGUCCAGCCGCCGCCAGUGCUGGACUGGCUGGUGCAGCCGAAGCCUCGGUGGCUGGGGGGCAACGGCUGGUUGCUGGACGGGCCCGAGGAGGUCCUGCAGGCUGAGGCCUGCAGCACGACGGAGGACGGAGACGAGCCUCUCCACUGUCCCACAGGCUACGAAUGCCACAUCAUCAACCCAGGAAACCCUGCAGCCGGCAUCCCAAACCGAGGCCAGUGCAUCAGGCAGAGGACCAACUCUGAUGCUCGCGGUCUGAGACACAAAUACUUUAAGGACUACAAAGACUAUUUGGGAUCCAGCUCCAGCAACGCCGUCGGCUUUGAGAAACACCAUCACAAACAUCUGGGAUGAAAGUUUUUUUUCUUCUUUCUUUUUAACCACGAAGCCUUUCUCUGCAGUUCGCUCAUGAAUCGGACCUCAGUCAUCAGAUCUCUCUGGUUUGAUCUGAUCAGGUCUGAAUCCAGAUCGAUUCUUUAAAGACACUUCAGUCCCGUGAUCCGCUGGAUUAUUCAGCCAAAGAAAUCGGAAAUCUGUUUAAUGAAGGGUAUUAAUGUUCACCAAAGCUGUAAAUGUUUAUAAAAAAGGAUAUUUUAGACAUUUUCAAAUAUUAAAAGUAACUUUAUUUAGGAUUUAAAUCUAAUUUAGCAAGAACUUUGUAUCUUAAAUGAGUAAGAAUCCAUCUUUUCUUCUAUUCUUUCAUCACUUCCCACCUGUACUUUUAUCAGGUUUGUCUGUUCUUGGUGCUGGAAUUGAUCAAAGUCUAUUAUUCAAAUGCAAACAGUGUCAAGUUUAGCUGUUUUUCUGGUGCUAACGUCUCUAAAUGUUCCUGCAGAACUGAGGAAUGAAGUUGCUAUUUUUUUGAAAAGGCAGAAAAAUGAAAGAUGUUUGUGUCCAAAAAUCAUCGUCGGAUUAUUUCUCAGUUAGUUCAGAGUUAAUGUAUGGUCUGUCAACACCCUAAAAACUAAUUAAAACUAAAUAUUAACUUGUGUUUUUCUCAUGAAAACUCCUAUGAUCUGCUUUAUUCAGAACUUCUUCUUAAACUUUACCGGUUAUUUUCAUCCUGUUGAACUUUAGUUAAGAGAGACGAGAUCUCUUUCUCGGAGGGAAUUAAAUCAUUUUUAAGUUCAAAUUUACCUUUAGGUAGUGUCAAUAAUGUGUAGAUUUUGAGAGAAUAUUUGUAAUUUUUUGUGUCAUAAACUCAAAUGUUCAUGUGGUGCUUUUCUUACAGAGAAAUAAGCUGAAAACAGAACAAAAACCAUUUUCUGUGCUGACGUGUGAACGCUGCAACCGGUGCUUUUUAUUUCUAAAUAAACACUAUUAAUGGUAAAAA